This is a messenger RNA of Microtus ochrogaster (prairie vole), 3864 nucleotides long. RefSeq names its product glucosamine (N-acetyl)-6-sulfatase (gene Gns). Gene Ontology annotation, molecular function: glycosaminoglycan binding; N-acetylglucosamine-6-sulfatase activity. Gene Ontology annotation, biological process: glycosaminoglycan metabolic process. The record is from RefSeq and is a predicted model, not a curated record. Lineage: Eukaryota; Metazoa; Chordata; Mammalia; Rodentia; Cricetidae.
GCCUAGGGAGAGCAAGCCUGACCCGGCCGGCCUGCGCGCACUUGGUGUCUUUCUAUCUCUCUCGGUCCCCGCGGAGCGCGGCAGCCAUGCGGCUCGUGUCCGCAGCCUGGCCCCGGCCGGGCCGCUCGCCCGCGGUGCUGCUGCUGCUGUCGCUGCUGGGCUCCUGCCUGGGGCUCGUCGGGGCGGCUCGCAGGCCCAACGUGCUGCUGCUGCUCACCGACGACCAAGACGCGGAGCUCGGCGGCAUGACACCGCUGAAGAAAACCAAGGCCCUCAUUGGAGAGAAGGGGAUGACUUUCUCUAGCGCUUAUGUGCCAAGCGCUCUUUGCUGCCCCAGCAGGGCCAGCAUCCUGACUGGGAAGUACCCACACAACCAUCACGUCGUGAACAACACUCUGGAGGGAAACUGCAGCAGCAAGUCCUGGCAGAAGAUCCAGGAGCCAAGCACGUUCCCCGCCAUCCUCAGAUCCAUGUGCGGUUAUCAGACCUUUUUUGCUGGGAAGUAUCUGAAUGAGUACGGAGCCCCGGAUGCAGGUGGCCUAGAGCACGUCCCUCUGGGCUGGAGUUACUGGUAUGCCUUGGAGAAGAACUCUAAGUACUACAACUACACGCUCUCCAUCAACGGGAAGGCGAGGAGGCACGGUGAGAACUACAGCACGGACUACCUGACGGACGUUCUGGCCAAUCUCUCCCUGGACUUCCUCGACUACAAGUCCAACUCUGAGCCAUUCUUCAUGAUGAUCUCCACUCCAGCACCCCACUCACCUUGGACAGCUGCACCUCAGUACCAGAAGGCUUUCCAGAAUGUCUUUGCACCAAGAAACAAGAACUUCAACAUCCAUGGGACGAACAAGCACUGGCUAAUUCGGCAAGCCAAGACUCCCAUGACGAACUCUUCAAUACAGUUCCUAGAUGACGCGUUCAGAAGGAGGUGGCAAACUCUGCUCUCGGUUGACGAUCUCGUGGAGAAGCUGGUGAAGAGAUUGGACGUCACUGGCGAGCUGGACAACACGUACAUCUUCUAUACCUCAGACAAUGGCUACCACACAGGGCAGUUCUCUUUGCCAAUAGACAAAAGACAGCUGUAUGAGUUUGAUAUCAAAGUUCCACUGCUGGUUCGAGGGCCUGGAAUCAAACCAAACCAGACAAGCAAGAUGCUGGUCUCGAAUAUUGACUUGGGCCCCACAAUCCUAGACCUUGCUGGCUAUGACCUGAAUAAGACACAGAUGGAUGGAGUGUCCUUAGUACCCAUUCUGAAAGGAGCCAGCAACUUAACCUGGAGGUCAGAUGUCCUGGUGGAAUACCAAGGAGAAGGCCGUAACAUCACUGACCCGACCUGCCCUUCCUUGAGUCCUGGAGUGUCUCAAUGUUUCCCCGACUGUGUGUGUGAAGACGCCUACAACAAUACCUAUGCUUGUGUGAGGACGCUGUCGUCACUGUGGAACCUGCAGUAUUGUGAGUUUGACGACCAGGAGGUGUUCGUAGAAGUCUAUAAUAUAACUGCAGACCCAGACCAAAUCACCAACAUUGCUAAAACUAUAGACCCCGAGCUUUUGGGGAAGAUGAACUAUCGCUUGAUGAUGCUCCAGUCCUGUUCGGGGCCAACCUGUCGCACUCCGGGGGUUUUUGAUCCGGGAUACAGGUUUGACCUGCGUCUCAUGUUCAGCAAUCACGGCAGCGUCAGAACGAGAAGGUUCUCGAAGCACCCUCUGUAGGGACCGUGCCAGCUCUGCGUUGGAUCCUCACACAUCCCUUUCUCGUGAAGUGGUUGCAGUAGGAGCCAUGCCUGGAAGAGCUCUGGCCUGGCCGUUCAAGUCCUAUUUGAAAAAUCCCCCCACUGGUCAGCUGACUUCCAGUACUGUGACUCCAACCCCGUGUUGAAGCGGCUGACUCUGUCUCUUCCUUCAGAUGACAACCAACACUCCUGAGGUCUUUGUCCUCUCCAUGUCCCGUCAUCUCGGGUGGGCACCAUGUGUGAUGACCUCCCACGUGGUCAAGUCUGAAUUUGUCAAACUGCUCAGAUAAAUGGCAAUACUUUAGGGCAGAAAGAAAAGGCCUUUUGGUAUGUGGCUAGCCCCAAAUCUACAGCCCUGUAUAGCAUCUCAGACUGAGCCUCACCAUCAAACACACACAGCCGUGCAAAGAACUGUCUGUGGAGAAGUGGUGUUCACAACAUGGUCGUGGUAAACGUGCCCCUUGUCACCCAAGCUCUGCUCUGUUCUGCUGGAACCCUGGGCUAUGCUGGUGCAGCUGGAGGCUGUGUAGGGUUAAAGGUGAAUCCCCCUAGCUCUCGGAGCCAUCAGCUCCUCAGUGGCUCCAACCAUGCUGCGUGCUCAGAAGCCCUGGAGAGAAGGCACGCCAAAGGGAAGGGCUAGCAUGCUUCAUGAGUGCCAGAGAUCAGCGCAGAGCAGGCUUGGCCAAGCAGGUUGAAGGGCUGCACAGAGAAGUGCCUGUCCAGGGGUUCUCAAGUGUCAGUGCCGCAAGAUGUCAUUGUGACCGGCUGCAGUUAGCUGCCUUUCUCAUUUAACAUAGUGGGUGACUCAGGGCUGGUGUGAAGGACCAGCUGCUUUGUCCCACCUGCCCCCGCUCCCCCCAUGUAAGCUCUUGAGUCUCCAGAGUCUUGACCAACUAGGUUCAGUCAGUGUUCCCUGUCCAAGGUUCCUUGCUGCCCAGAACUGCAUCCUCCUGUUCCUUAGCUCGAAGACAAAUUCCACUCUGACAUUUCCGCGGUGGGGCCGAGUACUGGUAGAGCAGCAGAGGAGAAGGGAGACGUGUGGUUUUAACCUGAUCUACGUAGGCAGUAUGUGAUUUUAGCUUUACACAGCCUCUGCCCAGCUUUAAACACUUGGAACACACAGCUAGAAGCCACUUUUGGGAUCCCAGAGGCCAUGUUGGGGCAGUAGCCAUGGAGUUGAUUCCUUUACCUCAUGUGACCCCAGCAUCUGCAGUGGUACUGAGACAGUGGAUGGACGCUCUGCUGUGGCCGCUUUACAGGGAGAGGAUGGGAACUGAAUCCCAGACACCGUCUUCUGCAUUAGUGAGGGUGACCGUAGCUGUCCCCAGUACAAACCCAGCCGCUCUCACCAGGCCUUGGGCUGUGGCGCCAUCGCCUUCAGUUUCGGGGCAGCGCCUAGAAGCAGGUGAAGCCAGAGUGGCGUGAGCCACCACGAGUGUCUCUACCUCGCUGCCCUUACUUUAGGUGACAUGUCCAGGGGGUGGGGCAUGGUGCCGGUCCUGCUGACACUGGAGUGGACCUCAGUUUACCCCAACAGACCACAGCGUGCACAGCUUCCCACCCAAGGGCCUUGUAAUCUGAUGUCUCCCUUGGAGGCGUGCGCCAGUGUCUUCAAAAUAGAGAGCCAUAAAACCAAUGUGGAACGCAGGGAUUUUGCCUUAAAAGACUUAAUGUCUUAAAGCUGUCCCUCAGACACGAAGUAAAGGGCACGCUUAGAGUGUCAUUGGGUUUGACAAGUGGCACUGUCGCAAACACCUGAAUUGUCAGCGCUAGGGGUUUUGUGCAAAAUAGUAAGGGUAGCUGUGGAGGUUACACCUUCAUCUGUGAGAAAUAAUCUUAAACUUGCAACUAUCUACAGACAGCGGUUUUUUCUAUUUUUUCUUUUUUUUUUUUUUAAACAAAAGAAAACAGGCCAGAAUCCUCAGGAGCUCCACUAGGUAGGCGCACACUGCGGGCUUUAGUUCACCAGCUCUUUCUUCUCGAUGGACUUGAAAAUUCUCUCCUUAGCACCACGUGUUCUGGAAGUCACUCUGCCCUGGCUCUGUGUCAUCUCGUCACUUAGAAAGUGCCCUUCAAAGGACCCUGUUCACUGCUGCACUUUUCAAUGAAUUAAAAUUGUUUCUGUUCGA